Messenger RNA from Lampris incognitus (smalleye Pacific opah), 1047 nucleotides. It is a transcript of the gene inha, whose product is annotated as inhibin subunit alpha. NCBI's taxonomy places the organism in Eukaryota, Metazoa, Chordata, Actinopteri, Lampriformes, Lampridae. Gene Ontology annotation, biological process: SMAD protein signal transduction. The coding region runs from base 1 to 1047 and encodes 348 amino acids. Gene Ontology annotation, cellular component: extracellular region. The transcript has 2 exons. Gene Ontology annotation, molecular function: growth factor activity; cytokine activity. The record is from RefSeq and is a predicted model, not a curated record.
AUGCGGUCCUGUAUCCUGCUCCUCCUGGUCCCUUUGUGGAGCCUCGGCCUCACACAGGCCUGUCAGGAUGACGAGGUACCUCGCCAGGUUGUCCUGGCUUUGUUUGUGGAGCAGGUGAUGGAGAGUUUAGGCCUGGAGAAGCCCCCCCUGCCCGGCGUGCAGGGUCCUGAUGAGGACAGGGCUCCCCUCGACGCCAGGCAAGGACACAGGAGGUCGACUAGGACCAGCAGAGCAACACAGGCGGAGAACCACCAAGACCAGCAGCUGGGCGACUCACAGAUUAUCCUCUUCCCCAGUUUUGGUGACUCGUCCUGCAGCGGGUCCGGUCCAGCCACCAGCAGACACUUCACCUACUACUUCCAGCCGUCUCUGGACCGGCGGGAGGCCUCGGUCACCUCGGCCGACUUCUGGUUCUUCGUGGGGGAGGCCGUCUCGGUGAACUCCACCGCCCCGGUGUUCCUCCUCACAUUGGCGCAGGGAUUCGUUCAGGCGGCGGAGGCUCCGGCGCGUGUGAGCUCGGACGGCUGGGGGACGUACCGUCUGGCGCGGGAACUCCGGGCGAGUUUGCCCGACGGAUCUUUCACGCUCCAGGUCCGCUGCCCGGCCUGCCGGUGCGGCGGCGAGGCGGACCAGACCCCUUUCUUCCACAUCCGGACGCGGCGGCGGCGACGACGCGCGGACUCGGAGCGGUCGCCGCGCGACGCCGCCGCCCUCCGCUGGUCGCCCUCUGUCUUGGAGCUGCUGCAGCGCCCCCCGCAGGAGAGAGUGGAGUACGGCGACUGUCGGCGGGAGGAGAUCGACAUCAGCUUCGAGGAGCUGGGCUGGGAGAACUGGAUCGUCCACCCCAAGGUGCUGACCUUCCGGUACUGCCACGGGAACUGCUCGGCCCCGGACCGCACGGCGGCCGUGCUGGGCAUCAGGCAGUGCUGCGCCCCGGUGCCCGGCAGCAUGAAGUCCCUGAGGGUCACCACCACCUCCGACGGAGGGUACUCCUUUAAAUACGAGACACUGCCCAACAUCAUCCCGGAGGAGUGUACCUGCAUCUGA